This is a messenger RNA of Prunus armeniaca (apricot), 567 nucleotides long. The record is from the annotation of a GenBank genome assembly. Lineage: Eukaryota; Viridiplantae; Streptophyta; Magnoliopsida; Rosales; Rosaceae.
AUGAAACUCAUCCCAUUCGGGCUCCUAUUUCUGUUUGCCAUGCCGAAGGUAUCGACUGGUCGAAUUGGAAUAAGUGCUUCUAACACCUUUGACUUCGGCGUUGGCCCCAUGUCGAUUUCCGUUCUUGAUCUUGCAGUGAUUUUCGGGUUUCGUCCCCAUGGACGAAGUACCGACUGGCUGGGUGAUUUUCAAGACGAUCCUUUGAAAGAACCAGAAAGGCGAAAGAACCUCGAGACUCUUUCAGGCCAGAUUGGUUCUACCCGGGCCUUUGGUGCUUUUAUGGGUGCUUUCAUGAAUCGGGUGGUGGAUUACCCUCAUAGUGAACAUAUAAUGUUCCUGAUGUAUUGGCUGAAUCGAUUCCUCUUUCCUAGCACUUCUAACUGCAUUAUAAUGGAAUGGCUUCAUCUAGCUGAAGGCUUGGCGUCUUAUUGGGAUAUUGCUACUGGUCCCUUGGUUUUAGGUUCUAUCUAUAGGGCUUUGAGAGAAGCAACCGUUGCUCCCAUCAAUCUUAACGUGAAGGGACUUCUGUGGAUGGUGCAGAUUUGGUUGCAGUGGACCUUCUCGUGA